Molecule: messenger RNA, 1528 nt
Organism: Momordica charantia (bitter melon)
Lineage: Eukaryota; Viridiplantae; Streptophyta; Magnoliopsida; Cucurbitales; Cucurbitaceae
Source: RefSeq, a predicted model, not a curated record
AGUUCACUUGCAAUUGCAAUCAAUUUCAGAACACAAAUCAUCCAUGCAAUUUCUGUAGAAUAAAGGUUUCAGACAUUGCAAAUCAUUUUCUGUAAUCAGUUUCUUCAUCACUAUUUCCCUUGCAGUUUCUGUUCUGGUCUCUCAUCGCAUUUCAUCUAUGGCUACCAAGCUCUCCUUCUCAUUCAUUCCCGAGUUUCCUCUUCCACCGCUUAAUUUCCAGAAACCGUUUCGUACUCAAAAGCCACCUCUCGUUGGCCUUCCGCCGCCGUGUUCAUCUUCCGAGAAUCAGUUCCGCAAAGGCUGCAGAGGACGCUCACCACCUAUUCGUGCAAUCAAUCAGCAAGUUGUUCAGUCUCCAAGUUCAGAUUCGAUCCGCGAGUCGAAAUCUAGUCCCCUUGCAUCUUCCAAACUCGUCCUCGUCGUCGGCGGCUCCGGCGGUGUCGGACAGUUGGUGGCAGCAUCUUUGCUUGACCGAAAUGUCAAAUUACGGCUGUUACUGCGAGACCCGGAGAAAGCAAAUACAUUGUUUGGUGAACAAGAUGAAGAUUUGUUACAGGUACGCAAAGGGGAUACAAGGAACCCAGAAGAUCUUGAUCCAUCUAUAUUUGAGGGUGUCACACAUGUGAUUUGUUGCACAGGAACAACAGCCUUUCCUUCCAGGCGAUGGGAUGGGGAUAACACUCCUGAAAGACAGUCAGCACUUUCUGACUAUGCCCUUGUAAUUGUAGAUUGGGAGGGUGUGAGAAACCUUAUAUCAGCACUUCCUCGAUCAGUAAAGAGAGUAGUUCUUGUUUCAUCAAUAGGUGUAACCAAAUUCAAUGAGUUGCCAUGGAGCAUUAUGAAUCUUUUUGGUGUUCUCAAAUACAAAAAGCAAGGGGAGGAUUUUCUUCGUGACUCAGGUCUUCCAUUUACGAUAAUCAGAGCUGGUAGGUUGACUGAUGGACCAUACACCUCGUAUGAUCUCAAUACUUUGCUCAAAGCUACAGCAGGACAACGACGUGGUGUCAUCCUUGGUCAAGGUGACAAACUUGUUGGAGAGGCCAGCAGGAUUGUGGUUGCUGAAGCCUGCAUACAGGCUCUGGACAUUGAUUUCACAGAAGGACAGGCUUACGAAAUUAACUCAGUUGAGGGGGAAGGACCUGGAAAUGAUCCUCAAAAAUGGAGUGAACUCUUCAAAGCUGCUCAGACAUAACAGUGUUUUCUUCAUCAUCAUCUCACUUUCUACUGUAAAAUGUAUAUAUCAGUCUCCACUUCUCAUUUGAGAUUUGCUUCUCUUUCACUUCUAAAUGUAAUGGCAAAAGUCAAAAUAGAUUUUUGUUCAUAAUUCAUAAACUGUAUAAUAUGAUACAAAACUCAAUUUGUGAUGAGGAAGAGGGGAGGAUUCGAUUAUUUUUUUUAGUACAACAUGGGAUUUGAUUUCAUGUCCUUUUCGUGCCUUUUUUUGGUCAAAGACGAGUGUCAAUUAUUGUUGAGUUAAGUUCAUGUUGGUUGGAGGAUUGGAUUAUGUAAUUGAAAUUUCAUGCUUUUA